This is a messenger RNA of Metarhizium album ARSEF 1941, 2772 nucleotides long. RefSeq names its product Phosphatidylinositol Kinase. The record is from RefSeq and is a predicted model, not a curated record. The transcript has 4 exons. Gene Ontology annotation, biological process: autophagosome assembly; endocytosis; phosphatidylinositol-3-phosphate biosynthetic process. Gene Ontology annotation, cellular component: endosome; membrane; cytoplasm. Gene Ontology annotation, molecular function: 1-phosphatidylinositol-3-kinase activity. The coding region runs from base 1 to 2772 and encodes 923 amino acids. Lineage: Eukaryota; Fungi; Ascomycota; Sordariomycetes; Hypocreales; Clavicipitaceae.
AUGGCCAUGGCUGAGUACGGGAGAAUGGACCCCUUCUCCUUUGCGGGCUCCAAGGAUGUCGACCAUCCUGUGAGCGUCCGAAUAAUGAACCUAGAGGGGGACGAGCCUCCAGUCAAAUAUUCGACGCUCCUUGAGCGACCGGACCUCAGGCAUAUUGGGUCCAACACCAGCCCGCAUUCCGAGCUUUACGUAACGAUACAAGUCUGGGCCGGCUCUAAACCCCUUACAAUCCCCGUACAGACAGCAUACAAGCCCUUCCGAUCCGAACGAAAAUGGAACGAGUGGCUAGAGCUGCCCAUCACAUACAAGUCGCUGCCCGUAAAUUCUCGUCUCGCCAUCACAAUAUGGGACCUGUCACCUACCGGGGGGAAAGACGCUAUUGACCAUGCGAUUCCCUUCGGAGGCACCACAUUGCCCAUGUUUGAUAUCGACAAUCAAAUCCAAAAAGGUCGCCAAAAGUGCCUCGUCCACAGGCACAAGCAUGCUGACGGAACAGACAACUCCACCACGCCGGCUUUGGUCACGACAAAAAUAAAGGCCAGCCUUCGGAAUGGGGGUGGUCCACUUGUCGAUAAAGACGCCGAAGAGCUCGACAGAAUGGAAAAGUUGUUCAAGAAGCAUGAGAUGGGAGAGAUUCCCCGCGUGGACUGGCUGGACCAGAUGGUGUUCCGAAGCUUCGAGAAAAAGGGCCUGCAGGCCGCAAAGUCAUCCAUGAAGAUGCUUCAGCGUCAGCGAGCUCUCAACGGAGAUAAUAAUGGCAGCCAUUCUCCCCAUGUCGAUGACCAUGGUCUUGAUGACGGCCGCCCAAACACGUCAGCUUUUCUACUUAAUGUUGAACUGCCACGAUUUGAUUUCCCCGUCGUAUUCGCCGACCAUGAAUAUGACCCACCGCCGAUAUCAGCCUUGCAACCGCUCUCAGCUUCCCAAGGGACGCUCCCGCUCCAUCAGCCGCAGGUUCAAUUUGGCCCAGGUAUCAAUGCUAUGGGAGAGGGUUCUGAUGGAUUCGGGGCCCGGCUCAUCAAGGUCUACGAUCCAGAGGUCGGCCAGAGAGACAAUCCUGCAGAAGCUAAGCACAGGCGGCUGUUCCGAAGCUCACACAGGCACGGAAUCCUGGACAAGGAUCUCAAACCGAACGCAAAGGUCCGAGACGAGUUGAAUUUGAUCAUGGCAUAUUCGCCAACCCAUGUUUUGUCACCGGAGGAGGCCGACUUGAUUUGGAAGUUUAGAUAUCACCUGACUAGAGACAAGCGAGCCUUGACUAAAUUUGUCAAAUCGGUCAACUGGACUGACCAGAGCGAGUCCAAGCAAGCGAUACAGGUCCUUGGCCGCUGGACGGAGAUUGAUGUCGACGACGCCCUUGAGCUUCUUGGGCCGUCGUUCGACAAUCCGGCCGUUCGUUCAUACGCCGUAGAACGGUUACGAAAAGCUGAUGAUCAUGAGCUACUCCUCUAUCUCCUUCAGCUGGUACAAGCACUGAAAUACGAGCACAUAUCUGCAGACUCUGAACAAGAGAGCAUACAGGAUUCGUCACUGGCACGUUUUCUCAUACAGCGGGCUGCGGCGAACUUUAUGCUUGGCAAUUAUUUCCACUGGUAUCUGAUGGUCGAAUGCGACGAUCACAGUCCAGAACAAGGAAUUGAUAAUCGAAACAUAUAUCGCAAAGUCGCUUAUGAUUUCAUGACCGAGCUCGUCAAACAGCCAACCGGAGCCGAAAACAGGAAAAUGCUACUCAGACAAGCGGAGAUGAUUGCUAUCCUCUCCAAGGUAGCGGCCGACAUUAAAUCAUCCGGCGAGUCGAUUGCGAAGAAAACCGACCGCCUAAAACACUUUUUGGCAGAUCCCAAGAACGAGCUUCUUACCUUUGACCCGCCUCUGACUAUGCCCCUUGACCCAGCAAUCAAGGUUGUCGGCAUUGCACCGGACCAAGUUGCAGUAUUCAAGUCAUCGCUGAAUCCAAUCAAGUGCACCUUUAAAACCACGAGUGGUGGCACAUAUCCCGUCAUAUUCAAAUUGGGCGAUGACCUGAGGCAAGACCAACUGGUCAUUCAAAUCAUCACACUCAUGGACCAGCUCCUCCAAAAGGAGAACUUGGACCUGAAGCUGUCGCCGUACAAAAUUCUAGCAACCAGCACAACUGCAGGCGCCUCCCAAUUCGUCCAGUCGCAAAGCUUGUCGGCGAUUGUCAGCAAAUACAAGACCAACCCCGCGCUCGCGUACCUCAGACAUCACAACCCCGACGACAGGCAACCCUUGGGUGUACGACAGGAGACUCUAGAUACGUACAUCAAGUCCUGUGCCGGAUACUGCGUCAUCACCUACAUCCUCGGCGUCGGCGACCGCCACCUCGACAAUCUCCUGCUCGCACCCGACGGCCACUUCUUCCACGCCGACUUCGGCUUCAUUCUCGGCCGAGACCCAAAGCCGUUCGCGCCGUUGGUGAAGCUGUCCAAAGAAAUGGUCGAGUGCAUGGGCGGCGUCAACUCGGAGCAGUACAACCGCUUCAAACAGUACUGCUUUCUAGCCUACACGGCCCUGCGGAAAUCCUCAAACCUCAUCCUCAACCUCUUCAGCCUCAUGCUGCACGCCAACAUCCCCGAUAUCCGCCUGGAGCCUGACAAGGCCGUCAUGAAGGUGCGCGAGAGGUUCCACCUGGAGCUCAGUGAAGAGGAGGCCAUUGUGUACUUUGGGAACGUGAUAGAGGGCACGCUGACGGCUUUUGCGCCAGUCGUGAUUGACAAGUUGCAUGAGUGGGCGCAGGCGUUGCGCGCCUAG